AUCGCCAUUACCGACCUCUCAAUCCCUUCAAAAUCCCCAUCUCUCCUCUCUCUCCCCCCUCCCAGACCCAACCUCUACGAUUUUCUCUCUCUAGGAAAACGAAAAGAGGAGAUCGUCUCCCUCUCUCUCCGAUCUCUCUUCAAUUUGUUUGAAUUCGCUCGUGAAUCUCUGUCGCCGCUGUAGAUCGUUAACAUGGCGCAGAGGACGGAGAAUGAGGAGACGGAGUUCAAGGUACCGGAAACCUUGACGCUUUGUGUCAACAACUGCGGCGUUACCGGAAAUCCGGCGAACAACAACAUGUGCCAGAAAUGUUUCAACGCAACCACUGCCACGUCAUCUUCUUCCUCCGCCGCCGCCUCCGCCUCCGCCUCGUCCCUUCCCUCCGCUGCUGCUACAUCUGCCAGCAACGGUGUCAAGGAUGGAGCCUUCGGUCUCGGAGUUGGAGGUCCGAUCUCGAAAAAAUCUUUGAGAUCUAGCGCUAUCCGGUCGUCGGAUCGAUCAGGCCCGUAUCUGGCGAAGGUGACGAUAAUCCGAAAUCGGGAGAGCGACGGGACAGAGGAGAAGAAGAUCGUGAAUCGGUGUUCUGGUUGCCGGAGGAAGGUCGGGUUGACCGGAUUCCGAUGCCGGUGCGGCGAGCUUUUCUGCGCGGAACAUCGGUACUCUGACCGCCACGACUGCAGCUACGACUACAAGGCCGCCGGUCGGGAGGCGAUCGCCCGAGAAAAUCCGGUGGUCAAGCCGGCGAAGAUCGUCAAGGUUUAAAUUAUUCCACCUGGAAAAAAAAAACCUCAAACCUCAAACAUCGAAUUUCUUUUAAGAUCAAGCUCGAUCUAAAGAUCUUUCAGCGGGAAAUCGUCAGGGAGUUGCGGGAAGACAUCGAUUUCGUUGAUGUUGUAAAGAAGAUCAGAAGGAUUUUCUGAUUCUUCUUCUGUCCGAUCGAAUCUGGGCCUCUUUCUUUCCUUUUUCUUUUUUUUUUUUAAUUUUACUAAAUUUAAAUUAGCUUCUUGAUUGAGAAAUCAAAAGAUUAUAAUUGUGGCUUAAGGAUUUGAUGAUUUGCGUGAGCAUUUGAUGAUUUGCC
Tarenaya hassleriana is the source of this 1078-nucleotide messenger RNA. RefSeq names its product zinc finger A20 and AN1 domain-containing stress-associated protein 5-like. The transcript has a single exon. Gene Ontology annotation, molecular function: zinc ion binding; DNA binding; ubiquitin-protein transferase activity. NCBI's taxonomy places the organism in Eukaryota, Viridiplantae, Streptophyta, Magnoliopsida, Brassicales, Cleomaceae. The record is from RefSeq and is a predicted model, not a curated record. Gene Ontology annotation, biological process: protein ubiquitination. Bases 193 to 762 code for a protein of 189 amino acids.